CCGAGGUUGCACCCCCUCCGCGCAAAGACCUUCUGCCCCACGUAUACUGACACAUUGUUCCCGGCGAAAGACCGGGAUCUACGUGGUUCUGCAGGGCGUCUCGUCGCGCAAUCGACAUGCUGGGCUAUCGAAUGUCGGCCUAAAUCCAAUGACGGACAAUCAUCCCUCUCCCGAUUACUCCCGCCCCCAGUUUCCUACCCAUCAUGAACCACGGGUAUGGGUGAUUACGGCUGGAGAUUCACCCAUCGGGAUAUCAGUGACUCGCCAGAUCCUCAAGCAUGGUGACUGCGCUCUGGUCGGACGGGCUUACUCAGAGUCGGAUCGAGACGAAUGCCGUCGCGAUGGCUUCGACGCUUUUCUGGCUGAGAUCGAAAGGCACAAUGACGAGGGCUGGGGACAGCGAUUUAUGGCUGUUCCCUUAGAUAUAAGAAUGGUCGGUGAAUGCCAAGCAGUCGUCGCGCAAGCGGUUGCGACCUUUGGCAAAGUAGACAUUCUCUUGUGCUGCACUAGCCAAGCCCUCAUUGGUACAGUGGAAGAGCUAGCAGCUUCCCAGCAGACCUUGAACUUAGUUCGGGACCAAUUCGAGAUCAACUACUUUGGGCCCUUGAACAUCAUCAAGGCGACACUUCCUCAUAUGCGUCGACAAAAAUCGGGGCACAUCAUGAUUCUUUCCGGCAUAACUGCUCACAUCGGCACACCAGGGCUGGGAAUGUACUGCGCCGCAGGUUGGGCUUUGGAAGGCUUCUGCGAUAGUCUCGCCUACGAGAUAGCGCCGUUCAAUGUCAAACUCACAAUCUUUCAAUGCAGUAUCGAAAUUGGAAUCUUGACCAAUCUAGUUACCAGUGUACCUCCGAUCACGCCAGUCUACUCUUCCGCAGUCAACCAAGCGCCACUUUUCCGCGGAAUAUUGAAUCGUCUCGUAUCUCGCCUGCCGAACCAUGAUACUCGAAAUGCAGGGACAGCGAACGGCUUGGCCAGCCCCAACCGAGGGAAUCCUGUCGAAGACGGUCCAUUUUCUGCACCAGAUGUCAUUUCAACGUACCCUCCACUCAGUUCUGCGCACAUGGAAGUCUUAGUAACGGAGACCGUUUAUGCUAUUACGGCUAUCGGUGGUCAUGAAAACCCGCCCUCCCGACACAUUGUGGGCCAGGAAGGUGUCGCUAGUGUCAAGGAGAAGCUUAAGACGGUCAGUGAGGAGUUGGAGGACUUCAUUCAAUCAAGCUUUGCUGUGGAUUACGCAGCCGAUGAUGCCAGCCGACUACCUAAGGACGACGGCAUGAGCACUGGUCAGGACGCGGCCUGAAUUUAUUUGAAGGACCAUGUGUAGCGUAUGACAAAGUAUUCUCAGCCAGCUACCGACUGGGCAUAUUCGAUCUAAAUGAGAUAUCUACCCUAGGCUAAUCCAAGAACCGAUUACAUGCGCCUUGUAAU
This is a messenger RNA of Aspergillus saccharolyticus JOP 1030-1, 1431 nucleotides long. RefSeq names its product short chain dehydrogenase/reductase family protein. The transcript is spliced from 5 exons. The coding region runs from base 149 to 1303 and encodes 384 amino acids. Lineage: Eukaryota; Fungi; Ascomycota; Eurotiomycetes; Eurotiales; Aspergillaceae. The record is from RefSeq and is a predicted model, not a curated record.